AUGGCGGAUCCAAAAUUCAGUGGCCCCAUCAACAAUGUAACUGUGCCUGUGGGACGCGAUGCGCUCCUCACGUGCAUUGUCCAUGAUCUGGUGAGCUAUAAGGUGGCCUGGCUAAGGGUCGACACCCAGACCAUUUUAAGCAUACAGAACCAUGUCAUUACCAAGAACCAUCGUAUCGGCAUUUCCCACACGGAGCAUCGCAUUUGGCAGCUGCGUAUUCGCGAUGUUCAAGAAUCGGACCGCGGCUGGUAUAUGUGCCAAAUAAACACGGAUCCUAUGAAAAGCCAAAUGGGCUACCUUGAUGUGGUCGUGCCGCCGGACAUUGUGGAUUACCAGACGAGCCAGGAUGUGGUGCGUACCAGCGGUCAGAAUGUGACGCUCACCUGCAGUGCAACAGGUGUGCCCUUGCCCACAAUCACUUGGCGACGGGAGGAGAACGCACCGCUCUGGUUGAUGGCUGAGGGGAGCAGGAGGCAGGAGGUUUACAGCUUAGAGGGACAGAAUCUAACGCUGUGGCAGUUGCAACGAGUCCACAUGGGGGCCUAUCUCUGUAUUGCCUCCAAUGGGGUGCCACCAACGGUUAGCAAGCGUAUCAUGUUAGUUGUAAAUUUUGCACCCACCAUCUGGACACGCUAUGACACCAUUUAUGUAGGAUUGGGACAGAAAUUGACUUUGGAAUGCAUUAGUGAGUCACAGCCAGCAUCGGUUAACUUCUGGAUCAAGGAUAAGGAUUUAUUACAGGGUGGUACCUAUGAGUCCAUGGUCGUGGAUCAUGCGCAUCGUAUUGUCAUGCGACUUACGUUGCGUCCGGUGACAAAGCGUGACUUUGGAGAAUACAAAUGCAUUGCCAAGAAUGCAAUCGGUGAGACAGAACGCAGUAUUACAUUACAUCAUAAGGCCAAAAAGCAUGUACAACAUUCGCAUCAAACGUCAACGCGUGACAAUCAAUUUAUUGUCAUAGAAGAAUACAUGACGAAUAUAGCUCACAAUAUCGAAUCGCAAAGAGUUACCCGGCAUCGAAACAUUAUAAAUUAUACUUGUAUCCUAUUUUUGGGCUAUUUUAAUAAAAUUUUAUUUUUGUGAGCA
Molecule: messenger RNA, 1086 nt
Organism: Drosophila innubila
Lineage: Eukaryota; Metazoa; Arthropoda; Insecta; Diptera; Drosophilidae
Gene: DIP-iota
Product: neurotrimin
Cellular component (GO): neuron projection
Source: RefSeq, a predicted model, not a curated record